Messenger RNA from Seminavis robusta, 2283 nucleotides. The record is from the annotation of a GenBank genome assembly. Lineage: Eukaryota; Bacillariophyta; Bacillariophyceae; Naviculales; Naviculaceae.
AUUCGUGGCUCAUUCAAAUCGGGUCCAGAAUGGAUUUGGCUCGAAAAUCGAACGAUCGAAGCUUGCGACUGCAGGGAAGGGACCUGCCAUUUUGAUCAUUUUCAUCAGUCAACACCAUGCCAACUGCCCGAGGCGGAAGCCGUCGUCAAACGCUUGGCGUUGUCAGCAACACAGCGCCAAAUCGACAUGACAAUGGAGAUCUUCCUCCCAACAGCGCCCAAAAGGGCAGUCGAAAUACACGGAGCAAGAGUCGAAAGUCCAUGAUUCCUCGAGUGGGCCGUGACAACAGGGUGCCUCCUCCAAGUCCUGGUCUGGCCGCACCGACUCAAGCCAGUAGUAGUAGACGCAAAACAAGAGGCGACAAUAAUCGACGAACGACAAUGUCUGCCACGGAACAUACUGCAGCAAAUUACUCUCCCAUGCGAUCCGCGCUUCCACCGGCAGCAGCAGCCGCUCCUCCUCCUGUGGUUCGGACCGAUCCUCGACCCAUUCACGACAAGGGCUUCCAACAAGACUGUAUCAAGAAACUACUCAACUAUCUACUCCAAAGUGGCUACGAAUAUCCCGUCUCGCAAAAGUGUCUGGCCAGACCUUCCGGAAGAGAUUUUGCUCAAAUCGUCACCUUUUUACUCCGCAAAAUUGACCCCAGCUUUCAACAGACCACUGGUAGUUCUGUCACUAGUAAUGCAAAGGAUUCCAAUGCCAUGAAACUGGAGGAUGAAAUUGCCAUGAAUUUCAAGGCACUCGGAUAUCCCAUUCCCGUAUCCAAGACGGCACUGGUAGCAGCAGGAUCCACUCAUACCUGGCCGACACUGCUCGCGGCAUUGGUGUGGUUGGUGGAAUUGCUAGAAGUUCUAGAAGAAGACGUCGACGAAGAAAUCGUCAUUGAAGAUAGCAAGCCCUUUGAAACUCUCCAAGAACUCCAAAUCAACACGGACAAGGUCUUCUUCUCCUUUCUCGAAAAGUCCUAUAAUGCCUUUAUGGCAGAGGACGAACAGAUGCAACGAGAUCUACAACAGGCCCUCACCAUGCGAUUCGAACAAGAUGACGGAUACAUUGAACAGGAAAUUGAACGAAUGACGGAUUUGAACGCGACAAUAGUGGAGCAGAUGAACAAAAUGAUACAAGACACAGACGAGCUUCCUCUUUUGAUCAAGAAGCAAGAAGACUUCAAAGUCGAUCUGGAACAAUUCCGAGACCUCAACCGCCAGUUGGAUGAUCACGUUUCGGGUCUCCAACAAAAGAUCAAAAAGUUCAAAGAAGAUUUAGCCGCCAAGAACAAGAUACUCGAAAAGAAAAAUGAGACUAUCGAACACCUGAAAAAGACCCUGGGGAGCCAAGAUCUAUCAAAGGGCGACAUGUACAAGCUGGAAAGCGAGCUCAUUGGGGUCAAGGAAGCCAUGGAACGCGCCAACAAACAGAAAGAACAGCUUCGCCAAUCCGUUUGGGAAGACGAGGCCCAGCUGAACAGUCUCUACACCCAGUUGGAGGAUUCCAUCGCAGCCUACCACAUUAGCUUGUCAGAGAUCGCCUUGGCCCCCGAAAUGGAGAAACAUGCGGCAAAACUCAAGGUUGUUCUCGACAAGAGCCAAGCUCUGGAAACGGAUCAAAACAAGCUCCUCGGAGUCGAUCUCUCCUCAGUGGUGCACCCAACACUUAUUCAGUUCAAGGAACGUCUCGUCGCAAGAACCAACAAGGCUGGACAAGACUACCAGCAGGCACUUGAUGAGCUAGACGCUGCAAAACAACAAUUCUCAGAGUGCGUGGAAAAGCUGCAGAUCCUGGAAGCCAAGAAGGAGAAGCUUGAGGAGACGAUGGAACGUGAAAGACAGACGCAUGAAGCGAAACUAGCUUUACGAUUGCGAGAAGUUGAGGCCAUCGAGUCGUCUGUCGGGUCCAUCAACGAUCCGGUGGCGAUGGAAGGACACUUGGCGCGAAAUGAACGACAAGUCACCGAAAUGGAGGCGUUGCGCCUCCAGAAGCAGGAAGAGAACCUUGCCAACAAGAAGGCCGUCGAAGAUGAGAUUGCCGCCGCUUGCCAGGCUAUUAUGGAAAAUGAAACCUUUAUGAAGGCCAAGGCUGCUGAGGUGUCGCAAUAUUGGCUCAUGAAACUGACCAAUGUAUCGAAUGCAUCUGUCAAGUCAACCGAGAAGUGAUUGAUGCAUCCCCCACCGACGCAGGCAAUGAAGUAGUUUCUGACAACAACAGAUGCGCUCCUUAUUUGCGAGCUGCUAGAUUAAGCAUUACUAGUACUAUACUAUAGAGAAGACAAACGACUUCCUA